AUGGCACCACCUGCAAUCUAUCCCAGCCUGCAAGACAAGACAGUCGUCAUCUCCGGCGGCGCAGAGGGAAUCGGCGCCGCAACAGUCGAAGCCUUCGCCCUGCAAGGCAGCAAAGUCAUCUUCCUGGACAUUUCCAACGACGCCGCGCAAAAGACAAUCGACCAUGUCGUUUCACGAACUAAGGAGGCCGAGUCUCGAGCUGGUCCUGCGAUAAAGGCCCCGGUAUUCUACUACUGCGACUUGAGCAGUCUCUCUGAAGUGCAAUCAACGGCGGCAAAAAUUCUGGAAGAGCAUGGGCCGGUCCAUGUCCUCGUCAAUAAUGCCGCCGCGGCAGGCAGCGUCGCACGACUGGGUUCGCAGGAUGUCACGGCUGAAGCUUGGGAUUUCAGUAUGAAUACGAAUCUGCGACAUGUCUUCUUCCUGACGCAGGCGUUUGUGCCCGGGAUGAAGAGUCUGGGUGGUGGGAGCAUCGUCAAUAUGGGGUCCAUCACAUGGCGUAUUCCAGCUGCUGGUACUCCGGUUUAUGGGGCCUGCAAAGCAGCUAUUAUGGGCCUGACGCGUACCCAGAGUCAGGAAUUUGGUGCCGACAAUAUCCGGGUUAACAGCGUCAUGCCUGGUGCGAUUGCGACCGAGAGGCAGAUUCGUGAUGUCCUCACGCCGGAGUACCGUGCGGAAGUCUUCCGCGGACAGGCAUUGCAGCGAGAUUUGGUUCCGAUGGAUGUUGCAAAGGUGAUUGUGUUUUUGGGAAGCGAUGAAGCGAGUGGAGUGACUGGCAGUUCGUAUGUUGUUGAUGGUGGCUGGGUUGGUGAUCCUUGA
Messenger RNA from Aspergillus puulaauensis, 816 nucleotides. RefSeq names its product SDR family NAD(P)-dependent oxidoreductase. Bases 1 to 816 code for a protein of 271 amino acids. The record is from RefSeq and is a predicted model, not a curated record. Gene Ontology annotation, molecular function: oxidoreductase activity. The transcript has a single exon. NCBI's taxonomy places the organism in Eukaryota, Fungi, Ascomycota, Eurotiomycetes, Eurotiales, Aspergillaceae.